Molecule: messenger RNA, 1728 nt
Organism: Lycium ferocissimum
Lineage: Eukaryota; Viridiplantae; Streptophyta; Magnoliopsida; Solanales; Solanaceae
Product: probable LRR receptor-like serine/threonine-protein kinase At3g47570
Exons: 5
Coding region: 1-1728 (575 amino acids)
Biological process (GO): protein phosphorylation
Molecular function (GO): ATP binding; protein kinase activity; protein binding
Source: RefSeq, a predicted model, not a curated record
AUGGUGAUACGGUACAUGAAAGAAUUGUGGGACAUGUUUGGUAUACGUGAAAUACUUGUAUGGAGAUGUCUCAGCAUUAGUGAGAAUCGAUUUAGUGGGACGCUUCCUAAUUCACUAGUCAACCUCUCAGGACUGGCCUACCCUAUUUUUGGAGGCAAUAACUUUGGAGGAGAGGUUCCUAGGUUUGAUAAGUUGCAUAAUCUAUAUGAUUUAGGCAUGGAUAAUAAUCAGUUUUGCAGUACAGGAAAACCUGAUGAUGACUUAAGCUUCAUGUCUUCCUUGACCAAUGCAACUAACCUGAAUCAUUUGUAUCUGCAAAAUAAUGCAUUUGGAGGGACAAUUGUUAACUUAACAAUGAAAAGAAAUUUGUUUCACGGGCUUAUUCCUUCCACUUUCAGUUCACUAAGGAGUCUUCAAGUUUUAGAUCUUUCUCAUAAUAAGCUGUCAGGUGCCCUUCCAGAAAGAGGCAUCUUUGAGAAUGUCAGUGUAGUUUCUUUGGUUGGAAAUCCUAGAGUUUGUGGUGGUGUACUUGACCUGAAACUUCCCAAUUGCAACUUCAGUCGUUCAAAGAAGCUUAACUUUAAGCUUGUGAUCCCAGUAAUAUUUGGAAUUUUGGGGCUAGUUGUUAUGGUUGGUUCCUUUUUUGUCUAUCAAUUCGAAAGGAGCACAAGAACAUUUCCUUCUUUAGAUAAAGAUCUAAACCAACUCCUGACCAUGUCCUAUCAAAGUAUUCUAAAAGUUACCAAUGGAUUUUCUGCGAACAACUUGAUUGGUGUUGGGAUUCAUGGCUUUGUUUAUAAAGGAAUUUUCGAAACAGAUGGUAAACAUGUUGCUAUAAAAGUAUUGGAUCUUUUACAACAUGUAGCUCUCAAAAGUUUCAUAGCAGAAUGUGAGGCCCUAAGAAAUGUUAGACACCGGAAUUUAGUUAAGCUGCUUAUUGCAUGUUCUGGUGUUGAUUAUGGUGGCAACGAAUUCAAGGCUUUGGUUUACGAGUUUAUGGCUAACGGAAGUUUGGAUGACUGGUUGCAUCCAGAUAAUUCAAGAGCAAAUGUGCAACCAAGAAGGUUGGGGUUCAUGCAACGACUCUAUAUUGCUAUUGAUGUUGCUAGUGCAAUAGAUUAUCUUCAUAAUGAUUGUCAACUAUCAAUAGUUCAUUACGAUCUCAAACCUAACAAUAUUCUCCUCGACGAUGAAUUGGUUGCCCAUGUUGGAAAUUUUGGAUUGUCAAGAUUCCUACAUCUGACUGAUCAAAUCACUUGUAGAAUUCAUACAAGCUCUCACACUUUUAAAGGAUCUAUCGAUUACAUAGCUCCAGAGUAUGGGACUGGAAGCGAGCCAUCAACACAUGGUGAUGUGUAUAGUGUUGGUAUUGUAUUACUUGAAAUGUUAACCGGGAAAAGGCCUACAGAUGACAUGUUCGGUGGUGAUUUAAGCCUUGAUGCUUUUGUUAAGAAUGCCAUGCCUGAUGGAGCACUUGAAAUAGUAGAUCCAGAUCUUAAUUUGGAAGAUGAAGAGCAAAGUAGAGAGAGCUCUCGAAUUCCAAGCCUCACAAGAAGGCAAAAAAUUGCAGGGGGUUUAAUCUCCUUAUUAGAAGUUGAAGUUGUUUGCUCAAUGUAUGAUUCAGAUGAGAAUCACCCUUUGCAAAGCACAGGCACUGAUCGGCUUCUAAAAGCACAUGUCUUUAGACAAAUUACGCCUCACAUUUGUUGCUCUGUUCUUGUGUUUUAA